AUCUUCGGCCACCAUAGGGUGACGAAAUGUCUGGGCGACUUUUCCUUAAGCUGAAGCAGUUUGCGGAAGUGUAACGUUUAGGCUCUCCAAGCAGGCUGGAGAAAAUCAGUUUAUUCAUAUCUCAAAGCAUUGGCUCAACUCUCCAAUUCAAAAUAGAGAGAGAGUCAUUGCACAGGUCAAGAAAUGAGAACACUGCCAGCACUUCAAAUGGUGUUCUGUGAACCCCAUUCCAAUUACUUCCUCAUACCCAAGGUCCUGACUCCCCAUGGGCAAUAGAAUUAUGUGAAGCAGGAGGACGUUGCAGGGUUGGGUAUCAGCAUUUCUGGACACACACCUGGCUGCAGACAGAAUUUCUGGACAGAAAUUUAGAGCAGACCCAGAACACACCACAACAGAGCCUGCCUUUGCCAAAUCUUUGCAGAGAACAGAAGAAAAUGCUCCAGACUCAGGAGUUUCUGACAUUUCGUGAUGUGGCCGUGGACUUUACCUUGGAGGAGUGGCAGCUCCUGGACUCUGAUCAGAAGGACCUGUACAGAGAUGUGAUGUUGGAGAACUACAGCAAUCUGGUGUCAGUGGGUUAUGAAUCCAGCAAUCCAGACGUAUUCUCCAAGUUGGAUCAUGGAGAAGCACCAUGGACAAAGGAAGGUGAAAUUCACUGUGGAAACCAUUCAGAAAUCUGGAAACUUGAUGAUCAUCUGCCAGAGCACUUACAAAAUGAAAGUAUUGACAAUAGCCUAGAACAAUGGCACAAAUGUAAUACAUUUGAAAAUACUGUCCAUAAGAGCAGAACCUGUUUUCUGUUACAUAAAAAGUGGAUGUUUAUCUCACAUGGAGAAAGUAUGAAAUCAAAUCUAUCUUUAUUUAACCAGACUAGAAGCCGUGAAAUUAAGACUCCCACUGAGCUUUCUGCAGAUGGGAAAUCCUUUCUCCAUGCUAAAAGUGAACAUUUUCAGGCUGAAAUGAAAUUCCCCCAAAAUCAAAAACUCAUCAGCACUAAGUCCCAACUCAUCAAACAUCAGAAACCUCAGAAAAGAGAGAAGCCACAUGUAUGUGGUGAAUGUGGAAAAUCCUUCGUGAAGAAGUCUUGGCUCACUGAUCAUCAGAUCAUUCAUACAGGUGAGAAGCCCCAUCAGUGUAGUCUGUGUGGGAAAGCCUUCUCCAGAAAGUUCAUGCUCACUGAACACCAGAGAACACACACAGGAGAGAAACCUUAUAAAUGCUCUGAGUGUGGUAAAGCCUUUCUCAAGAAAUCACGGCUGAAUAUACACCAAAAAACACACACAGGAGAGAAACCCUUCAUAUGCAGUGAUUGUGGGAAAGGCUUCAUCCAGAAGGGCAAUCUUGUUGUACAUCGGCGAAUUCACACAGGCGAGAAACCUUAUAUAUGCAAUGAAUGUGGCAAAGGCUUCAUUCAGAAGACAUGCCUCAUAGCACAUCAGAGAUUUCACACAGGAAAGACACCCUUUGUGUGCAGUGAAUGUGGAAAAUCCUGCUCCCAGAAGUCAGGUCUCAUUAAACAUCAAAGAAUUCACACUGGAGAGAAACCCUUUGAAUGCAGUGACUGUGGAAAAGCCUUCACCACUAAGCAGAAGCUCAUUGUCCAUCAAAGAACUCAUACAGGAGAGAGACCCUAUUCCUGCAACGAGUGUGGGAAAGCUUUUGCCUACAUGUCGUGCCUUGUGAAACAUAAAAGAAUACACACAAGAGAGAAAUGUGGUGAUUCAGUCAAGGUGGAAAAUCCUCUCACAGAAAGUCUCAGCUCAUCACUGACCAGUGUGGUCCUGCAAGAGAAAAACUUUGUUAAUACAGUGGCUACACAGGUGCCUUCUGUGGUCCCUCAGACAGCAUUAAAUGUCAGUGGGCUCCUAGCAAACAGAAAUGUAGUCAUAGUGGGCCAGCCUGUGGCCAGACGUGCGCCCUCAGGAGGAUUUGCACAGGAUAGAAACCUUAUGAAUGCAGUGAGUAAGGACUCACCUUCAGUCAUCAAUUACAUGUUAUUUUAUGUCACAGGAAACCAAUAGGAAUAUACUCAGACAUUCUGUGUGUAAAGAUUUGAUCAAAACUUUCUACCUCAGGUUAUGGUUGAAAAGUAUAUCCUGAGAGAAAUUAUAUAAAUGCUGAGACUGGGAAGUUAUGCCUCUCUGCAUUGACACAGAGGCAUAAUUGGCUGUUAACCCAGACACAUACAUCAGUUGGCCUGUUGUGUUGGUUAAAGGAAUGAAUGAAGCUAUGUGGAAGCAAUAAUUGAAUUUUUAAAACAUAAACAGAAUUGAUAUCUGGAAUGUUGAUAUGAGUAAAAAACACUAAAGGGUUAAUACUUCUUUGGUGUGAUGUGUUUUUGUAUUUAUCAAUUCAGUUUUCCCCUCCAGGAUGAAGUGGUAAUGGAAAAUGGGGAUGUCUAGUGUAAACUCUAGAAGUUUAUAUAUUAUGUUGAGGGACUUAUGAAACAGCAGCUUUAGAUUGAGUCCAUUCAUUUAUAGUCAGUGGUUUUCAAAUAUUUCUCUUGAACCUGGUUUUGUUAAAAAAAAAAGUGAGGACACAGUGUUGAUCAAACAGAAGGUGGGCAUGGUGUCCUGGGAGAGCACUGAGGUAGCUGGGUUAUCUUAUCUCUUAAGUGGCACCUAUACACACCAGUGAAUCUAGUAAGAGGAUAUCAAUAUCUACACUCAUGAAAUGGACAUAUUUUUAGUUCAUUCUGGUUGUCUUAAGAAAAUACCAUGGCCUGGGUGGUUUAUAAAAGCAGAAACUUAUUUCUUACACCUCUAGAAGCUACGUGUCCCGUUUCAGGGCAUAAAUCACCUCUGAAAUGUCCACUUCUUAGUUCCAUCACAUUUGGGUUUAGGCUUUGAUGAGUGAAUUUUAGGGGGACAUGAAAUACUGCAUAGCGAAUAUGCAGUAAUUGGUUCAAAGGUUUAUGAUCAUUUCCUGUUCAAGGGACUUGUUAUUUGGAAGGAGGGCAAGGACUCUUAAUAGAUUUCCAGCACCUCAGUAAGUUAUUAUUUUAAUGCCUAUGUAUUAUCUCCAAAUAGUUGAAAAAUUCCUUGGUCACUUUUAUGCUCUUUAGAUUUCACAUUUU
Molecule: messenger RNA, 3076 nt
Organism: Phyllostomus discolor (pale spear-nosed bat)
Lineage: Eukaryota; Metazoa; Chordata; Mammalia; Chiroptera; Phyllostomidae
Gene: ZNF350
Product: zinc finger protein 350
Exons: 7
Coding region: 435-2021 (528 amino acids)
Biological process (GO): central nervous system development; negative regulation of transcription by RNA polymerase II
Cellular component (GO): nucleus
Molecular function (GO): DNA-binding transcription repressor activity, RNA polymerase II-specific; RNA polymerase II cis-regulatory region sequence-specific DNA binding
Source: RefSeq, a predicted model, not a curated record